AUGGGAUGGCCAAUGGAUAUUAUAAAAUUAGCGAAUAAAAAUUGCAUAUCAUGGUAUGUAAAAGAUAUUCAACAAAGAAUCAAUCAAGCUCUUUGCGCAAAAAUUAAAAAGGGAUUGAUACUAUGCUUGCGGAAACCUAACUUAGCACCCCCAUUACCUACGAUCUCAGUCAUUACUGUAACACCCACAAGGCAAGGUAUAUGCUUAUUGGAAACAUAUCAACAAUUGUAGCCACCUCAAGGGGAAGGUGAUCCAAUUUAGUUCAAUAGAAUACAUGCUUAAAAUGAAAUAAGAUUAGCUUACUUGAUAGAUUCCUAAGGAUAAGGUUCCUAAUUUACUUUAACUAGCUUGGUCUAAGAAUAACCAAGUUAGAGUAUCAAGGGAUUUAUCAAAAACAGAAACUAAGUCUUUAAGGUGAACUGCUCAAACUAGCGUAAGGAAAAGUCCAAGAAUUCGCCUGUCACUUCAGAUAAUAGUAUCUAAGAUCGGAUGAUUAAUUGA
Messenger RNA from Stylonychia lemnae, 501 nucleotides. The record is from the annotation of a GenBank genome assembly. Lineage: Eukaryota; Ciliophora; Spirotrichea; Sporadotrichida; Oxytrichidae.